AUGAUAUUGAGUUCCAUAUUAAUCCUAUUCUCAUUAUUUUCGUUGGUAUUUCCAAAAAGAAUCAACCUAUAUGUUAAAUCUAUAAAUGACGGAUCAACUGAUCCAAUUGGUUUCAUAGAUAAUGAUUCAAUACAUUUAAUGGAAAUUGAACCACAACAUUCCGUUUGUAUUGGAACAAAAGAUAUAUACAAUAAUGAAUGCUUUAGUUAUCAAAAUUAUAUUCCGUCAUUCAACUAUUCAAUAUUCAAUUUAUUCUUAGAUGAAGAUAAUGAUGUAUUCAGAAUUGCUUUAUCAUUUGAUGAUACAUUACAAAAACCUACCAUUAGAAAACACAAACAUAUUACAGCACCACAACCAAACUUAAACCCUGACUCACUUAAAAAGCAAAGAGAACAACAAGCUAAGCAGAAUAAUAAUGGUGGAAAUCAACAAACAGAAAAAGUGAUUAGAAAAAAAACUAUAGUAGAAAUUGAUUCAGAUGGAAAUGAAAUAACAAAAGAAAUUGAUGAAGUAAUUGAAACAGUUGACGAUAGAUCAUGGAUUCAAAAGAAUUGGAUGUAUAUCGUACCACCUUUAUUAAUAUUAUUUGCAAUGGGAGGUGGUGAAGAACGAAAGUGA
Molecule: messenger RNA, 618 nt
Organism: Lodderomyces pseudojiufengensis
Lineage: Eukaryota; Fungi; Ascomycota; Pichiomycetes; Serinales; Debaryomycetaceae
Exons: 1
Coding region: 1-618 (205 amino acids)
Source: RefSeq, a predicted model, not a curated record